AUGACUGAAAGAAGACUGUACCAUUCCCUGUACCAGAUGGCCCCUAAUGAUGUCCAUGAGUACAAUGGAUUGGUCAAGUUACUUUUGCAUUUCAAAUGGACAUGGGUUGGUCUCUUAACUAUGAAAUACAUUAUUGGAGAAAUGUUUUUGGAAGCAUUAGUUUCACAGCUUACCCUGAAUUACAUCUGUGUUGAUUUUAUACAUAGGAUAUGGACGUUGGCUUAUGGUGAAGGAAUGUCAGAUUUGCUCUUCAGUGAAUUUAAUAAAAUUUCAAUUGUCAUGAAAAGCAAAGCCAAUGUUUUUGUGGUCUUUGGUAAUUCCAUGGUGAUUGACAUUUUGAUCGGGUAUCUUCAUAUGGCACAACUUCCUAUGGGUAAAGUAUGGCUUGUGACAAGUCAUUGGGAUUUCAAAACCACCAAUGAAAGGAGGUGGAAUAUGCAGAAUUUUCAGGGUGCCUUAUCUAUAUCUCUACACUCAAAUGAACCCCUGGGAUUCAGAACAUUUCUUCAGAGUCUAAAUCCUUUUGAGGAAAAACAAAAUGAUUUGAUCAAGGAUUUCUGGGAAAAGACCUUCAAUUGCUCAUUGAAAAAUAAUAAUGUGGGUGAAGAGCCUAAGAAACGUUGCACGGGAGAGGAGAAAUUGGAGAGUCUUCCAUUACAAAUCUUUGAAAUGAGCAUGACUGGCAGCAGCUAUGCUGUGUACAAUGUUCCUCAUGCAGUGGCACAUGCUGUACAUGCUAUGUAUCAAUCUAGAUUCAAACAGAGAUCACAGGUGGCUAGAGUGGAUUUGCAGAAUCUGCACCCAUGGCAGCUCCAUCCCUUUCUAAAAUAUCUCACAUUCAACAACAGUGCUGGAGAGAAAGUACAGCUUAAUGAUAAUGGAGAAUUAAUGACAGGAUUUGAUGUGACCAACUGGGUAAUGUUUCCAAAUCAAUCUUUUGUCAGAGUCAAAAUUGGAAGGCUGGAUCUUCAAGCUGCUCCAGGCAAGGAGUUAACCAUUCAUGAUGAAAGCAUUGUGUGGCAUAGAACUUUUAACCAGAUUCUCCCCACUUCUCUGUGUAAUGACAAGUGCCAUCCUGGAUACAGCAGGAAAAAGAAGGAAGGGGAGCCUUUUUGCUGUUAUGAAUGUAUUCCUUGUCCAGAAGGGAAGAUUUCUAACCAGUCAGAUAUGGAUGUCUGCACCGAAUGUCCAGAAGAUCAAUAUUCAAACUUCCACCAGAACCAAUGCAUUCCCAAAGUCAUAACUUACCUUUCAUAUGAGGAACCUUUAGGCAUGAGUUUAGCUUUGUCGGCUCUUGCUCUUGCUAUGAUCACAGCUUUGGUGAUAAUAACAUUUGUGAAGCACCAGAACACACCCAUCGUCAAAGCCAACAACCGAAGUGUCACCUACAUUCUUCUCGUUUCCCUCCUACUGUGUUUCCUCUGCUGCUUGCUUUUUAUUGGAAAACCUGGACAGCUAAUUUGCUUACUCCAACAGACAACGUUUGGCAUCAUCUUUUCUCUUGCUCUUUCCAGCUUGUUAGCUAAAACCAUCACUGUGGUCCUGGCAUUUAUGGCUACUAGACCAGGAUCCAGAAUGAGGAAAUGGAUGGGGAAAAAGCUGACAAACUCUAUCAUGUUUUCAGGCUGCUUUAUUCAAGCAGGAAUUUGUACCCUUUGGUUGAGUAUUUCUCCCCCAUACCCAGAUACAGACAUGUACUCAGUGAAUGGGGAAAUCAUAGCAGAGUGCAAUGAAGGCUCAACUGUCAUGUUUUAUACUGUCUUGGGCUAUAUGUGCUUCCUGGCCAUUGUCAGCUUCACGGUGGCUUACCUUGCUAGGAGGUUGCCAGACACUUUCAAUGAAGCCAAAUUUAUCACUUUCAGCAUGAUGGUGUUCUGCAGUGUUUGGUUGUCCUUUGUUCCUGCCUACCUGAGCACCAAAGGGAAAUACAUGGUGGCUGUGGAGAUCUUCUCUAUCUUGUCCUCCAGUGCUGGGUUACUGGUUUGCAUCUUUUCCCCUAAAUGCUAUAUUCUUUUGUUCAGGGCUGACCUGAAUAACAGGGAGCAACUAAAAUCAGGAAAAGACUAAGUAAUAUGAGAAUUAAA
Messenger RNA from Lacerta agilis (Sand lizard), 2084 nucleotides. Its product is annotated as vomeronasal type-2 receptor 26-like. Bases 1 to 2067 code for a protein of 688 amino acids. The record is from RefSeq and is a predicted model, not a curated record. Gene Ontology annotation, biological process: G protein-coupled receptor signaling pathway. Gene Ontology annotation, molecular function: G protein-coupled receptor activity. The transcript is spliced from 4 exons. Gene Ontology annotation, cellular component: membrane. Lineage: Eukaryota; Metazoa; Chordata; Lepidosauria; Squamata; Lacertidae.